GCGAUGCCCUCAACUUCAUCCUGACAAACACUUUCUCGGAGGCGGCCGGCGCCAGGCUGAAUUUUCCCAAAGUGCUGGUCAUCAUCACAGAUGGCAAAUCUGAGGAUGCAGUGGAGAGUUACGCCAAGCAGCUCAGGAGCAGUGGGGUGGAGAUCUUUGUCCUCGGCAUUGGGCAGGCCGAUGAAGCUGAGAUGAAGCUGAUGGCCUCCACGCCUCACAGAAGUCACGUCUACAAUGUCGCCAACUUCGAUGUGAUCAAGAAUGUGCAGAAAAAGCUCAUUAUGCAGAUCUGCGCCGCGGUCGACGAGCAACUCAGCUCACUGGUCAGCGGAGAAGAAGUGGUUGAGCCGGCCUCUAACCUCCAAGUCCUGGAGGUGGCCUCGAAGUCCGUACGUGUGACCUGGGACGCCUCCAUCGGGGAUGUUUCAGGAUACAAGGUGCAGAUGAUCCCCAUGAUGACUGGCAGAAAGAGGCAGGAGCUGUACGUGGGCCCAUCCCAGGCGUCGGUGGUGGUCAGAGACCUUUCUCCAGAAACAGAGUACCAGAUCAGCCUGUUCGCUCUGAAGGGACUGACGCCCAGUGAACCUGUCGUCCUCAUGCAGAAGACAGAGCCAAUUAAACUGUCAGUGGAAUGUUCUCUGGGUAUGGAUGUUCAAGCCGACGUCGUCCUCCUGGUUGACGGCUCCUACAGCAUCGGUCUGGCCAACUUUGCUAAAGUGAGAGCUUUCCUCGAGGUGCUGGUGAACACCUUCGACAUCGGGCCCAAUAAGGUUCAGAUCAGCUUGGUCCAGUACAGCAGGGACCCUCACACCGAGUUCCACCUGAACACUCACCACGACCUGGCGGCUGUGGUCAAGGCAGUGAGGACCUUCCCUUACAGAGGCGGCUCCACCAACACCGGCAGGGCCAUGACCUACGUGAGGGAGAAGAUCUUCCUGACCAACAGGGGGGCGCGUUCCAACGUUCCUCGCGUCACCAUCCUCAUCACUGACGGGAAGUCGUCCGACGCCUUCCGGGAGCCGGCCACGAACCUGAGGAAUUCUGACGUGGAGAUCUUCGCAGUGGGCGUUAAGGAUGCGGUACGAAGUGAGCUGGAGGCCAUCGCCAAUACGCCUGCGGAGACCCACGUGUACACUGUGGAGGACUUUGAUGCCUUCCAGAGAAUUUCCAAAGAGCUGACGCAGUCCAUCUGCCUGAGGAUCGAGCAAGAACUCCGCACUAUCUUACAGAGACAACUGGUUCAACCAAGGGCCCUGUCCUUCUCUGAGGUCGGCCCCAGGAGCUUCAGGGCCUCGUGGGAGAUCGACGCCAACGACGUUGAGUCUUAUUUGGUUCAGUUCAAACCGGCAGAUGUUGCCAACGGGCAUUAUGUCUCCAUGUCUGUGCCCGGGGACACACUCACCACCCUCCUCCCCCACCUUAACCCGCUCACCCGCUACGAAGUCAACGUUAACGCUCAUUACACCAAAGGGGAGAGCUUACCUGUGAAAGGCUAUGAAACCACUUUAGAAGAAAAAGGCCCCGUGCGCGACCUGAGAGUUUCUGAGGAGACAACAAACAGCUUCAGAGUGUCAUGGCUUCCAGCUCCAGGAGCCGUCACUCGUUACCGCGUGACCUACGAACCCGUUGGGGACGAGCGCUCAAGGCUUGAGGUGAUAACCGACGGCCCAGAGACAACGACUGUCCUCCAGCAGCUUCAGUCCCAAACAACUUACCGCGUCACCGUCACCCCUGAAUACCAGUCCGGCCCCGGAGUGCCCCUGCAAACCGACGGCACCACCAAAGAAGACGUGGGGCCUCCUAAAAACCUGGUCACCAGCGACGUGACCGACACCAGCUUCGUGGCGUCCUGGACGGCAGCGCCUGGGAACGUGCCGAUGUACCGCGUGAACUGGAAGUCGCUGUUUUCCAGGGAAGCCGGAGAGAAAACUGUCCCGGGACACGUGACCAGCACCGAGCUGGACGGUCUGACUCCGGAGACACUGUACCAGGUGUCAGUGGUCGCAGCCUAUGGUCACAAGGACAGCGACCCGCUCAACGGACAGGAAACCACUGAUGCCUCUGCUGCUGGUAAAACUCUGACCGUGUCGGACGAGACCGAGCGAUCCAUGAAAGUCGCGUGGACGCCUGCGCCGGGCAAGGUGGUCAACUACCGUCUGAAGUACGUCCCAAGAGAUGGGGGCAAGGAAGUGGCGAUGAAAAUCCCUGGGUCGGCCACUUCCACCGUCAUGAGGCGCCUGCAGCCGAAGACCACGUACGACAUCACCGUUCACCCCAUCUACAAACGCGGGGAAGGAAAAGCAAGGCAAGGAGUAGGAACGACACUGUCGCCCUACAAGAGUCCGCAGAACCUCCAGACCUCAGAACCCACCAAGAACAGUUUCAGAGUCUCCUGGGAUCCAGCUCCCGGAGACGUUCAGGGCUACAAGGUGACCUUUCACCCCAGUGGGGACGACAUUGACCUGGGGGAGCUGCUCGUCGGCCCCUAUGACAACACCGUGGUUCUAGAGGAGCUCAGGGCAGGAACAAAAUACUCUGUUACCGUGUCCGGGAUGUUUAAGGGAGGCGAGAGUUCGCCUCUGGCCGGAGAAGAGAAUACGACCCUCUCUGACGCUCCUGAGCCUCCUCUUCUCGACCCCUCUGGUAAAAGCUGAUAGCUCGACCACACUGCACCUCACACCCUGUUGUCAGCAGCUCUACGGAGAGCAGGCCUGCAGACCAGAUGCUCUCUGAGCCAAGUCGCUUCAGAGCAGUGAUCAGAAUAGAGCCAGAGGGCUGAAGUAUUUGUUGUCGAAGGGAAUCAAUGUCACCGGCGCGUUGGGAUUGCAGAGUGAAGUUUGACGCAGGUGAUUUUAAUCAGUGCAAAUGAUUUCGAUCUGCCUGGCUCAUGUUGCCUCUCCUCCCUCGGUGUGAUCUCUCACAUGUUAUUUGACAGACACGCGCUGAGGCGUUGACACUAACAUUUAUAAAUUGCCUGAUUGGACGUUGUCCUCGACCACCUCACACGUUGCAUCUUUGCCAGAGUUUGACCUUCAACAGCGCUGCCACAAACAUCACAUCGGUAUUUUUUGGCAAAUUGUUUUUUCUCAUGGAAAAUAAGUUUUUCCCCAUUUUUUU
This is a messenger RNA of Paralichthys olivaceus (Japanese flounder), 3117 nucleotides long. The record is from RefSeq and is a predicted model, not a curated record. NCBI's taxonomy places the organism in Eukaryota, Metazoa, Chordata, Actinopteri, Pleuronectiformes, Paralichthyidae.